Molecule: messenger RNA, 807 nt
Organism: Colletotrichum fioriniae
Lineage: Eukaryota; Fungi; Ascomycota; Sordariomycetes; Glomerellales; Glomerellaceae
Biological process (GO): water transport; transmembrane transport
Cellular component (GO): plasma membrane
Molecular function (GO): water channel activity
Source: RefSeq, a predicted model, not a curated record
AUGGGAGGCCACCUCGUCGCCGCCUCGGGCGAGUUUGUCGGCACCUUUUUCUUCCUGUACUUUGCGUACGCAGGCAACAUUAUGGUGAUCAAGCAGGGAGUUUCCUCGGCCGGUGAUGGUACGCUGAGCAGUGAGGGCGUAGUCUUUAUCGCUCUGUCAUACGGUCUCUCUCUGCUCGUCAACGUCUGGACCUUUUACCGCAUCAGUGGCGGUCUCUUCAAUCCUGCGGUCACUCUAGGCCUUUCUCUCGGCGGUCAAUUGCCAUGGAUGCGGUCCGCUUUCCUCGUGCCGGCCCAGAUGCUGGCCGCGAUGUGCGCCGGCGGAUUAGUUGAAGCCAUGUUUCCGGGCCAAGUUUCGCAGGCAAACUCCCUGCUUGGCACUGGGACGUCUGUUGCCCAGGGACUCUUCCUUGAGAUGUUUUUCACCGCGCAGCUCGUCAUCGUUGUUUUCAUGUUGGCUGUGGAGAAGUCUCGCGAUACCUUCCUCGCACCAAUCGGUGUCGGACUGGCUCUGUUCAUGAUUCUCAUUCCAGGCGUCUGGGUUACUGGCGGUUCCCUUAACCCCGCCCGCAGCUUUGGAUGUGCCGUCGCGGGCAGGUCGUUCCCCAACUAUCACUGGAUCUACUGGCUUGGGCCAUGCAUGGGAGCUGCUCUCGCAUCUGCGUAUUACCGGUUUGUGAAGUGGGCUCACUACGAAGAGGCCAACCCUGGCCAGGAUCUACCAGCAGAUCCGAAGGACCUCGCUGCAGCUCACCCGGGAAACCAUGGACUACCUCAUAGCUUGAUACCUCAUCGCCACGAAGUCUGA